Messenger RNA from Drosophila rhopaloa, 3394 nucleotides. RefSeq lists its product as uncharacterized. Gene Ontology annotation, biological process: regulation of transcription by RNA polymerase II; hormone-mediated signaling pathway; tissue development. NCBI's taxonomy places the organism in Eukaryota, Metazoa, Arthropoda, Insecta, Diptera, Drosophilidae. The record is from RefSeq and is a predicted model, not a curated record. Gene Ontology annotation, molecular function: RNA polymerase II cis-regulatory region sequence-specific DNA binding; growth factor activity; nuclear receptor activity. Gene Ontology annotation, cellular component: RNA polymerase II transcription regulator complex; membrane.
UCUGGUCGGCGGUUCGUUCGCCAUCUCAAGUGUCGUGUGUGUACCUGUGUGUAUCUGUGCGUGCGUCUGUUGCGCACUUGUAUCCGAAUCGGUGCGGCUUUGUGGAUUGUGAAAUGGCCAACAGGCGGCACGCGUGCCUCUGAGUUUUCCCCCAUCAUUUUCUUGAACUUGCUCCAAAAAAUUGGUAGGCAUUUGGCAAUCAAUUGUUUGUCUAGCCGAUUUCCUCUGCGUCGGUGUGCUUGUAUUCUCUUGGCCUCCAAUUAAAGCCAAAUGAUUCACAAAGCGGCUUUUUUCAUUCACAAAAAAUGCGUGACACACUUUCGGUUAGCUUAUGAUUUAUGCCAUGCUUGUCACAUUAAUAACAACCGAAAAAUGUUUUAAGCAAGCUAAGAAAAUCUCCUAGAUUCUCCGAAAACAUUUCCACAUUUUUCAAGUGUCGGUUGUAAAGUCUAAAAAAAUUACAAAAAGUGUAAAACCAUUAAUUACAAGACCUCUAAUUAAUUAAGGCAGUCGCAGCUAAUUUGAAAUUAAUCGAAAAAUACUUUAACAAGCACAGUUUGGAAAAGAGGGAUCCCAAAAAAUAAACGAAAACGAGUGUAAGGAAAUUAAUUAAAAAGCCGCAAUCAAUUAAAAGCCUAAGGAAUAAAGUAAUUAAACAAAAUGCAGUUAAAUACCCUGCAUCUUGCCCUAAUUUUUCUAAUUGCCCUGGCCAAUCUCCAGAAUAAUGGCCGGCAGAAGGUGUUGUCUGAUGACUUCGGACCAGAACGUGAUAAAAGUUCAGCCAGAACGCAGGAGGAUUUGCGGCUGAGACACAAGCAACAUCAUCUGCGGCAGCAGGAACAUCAGAUGGCGUGGGAGCAGCAAUUGCAACUGCAACUGCAGCAGCAUCUGCAAGAAGAGCCGCAGAGCCGACCAGUGCGUCAUCAUCAGCAUAAAUCUCAGCCUAUGGAGUUGGCUAAGGAGCCCAUUAGACAGACAGCGAGUUUCGGCGAUGACAAGGCCAAGACUUUGGUUAGGCGCAGAUCCCACUACAACGAGUACGAGAACGAAGAUCUCGAGUUGCACACCAUUCAAACCGGCGAUGAGGGGCGCUUCUCCCCGCGGCAAUGGCAACAGAUCGAAAUUGCACAUCGGCGGAUGAAGGAGCAACAUCAAUUGCAGUUGCUGGCGGAGCGACAACAGCAGCAACCACUGCUGACAACGACAACGACAACGAAGACGUCGACAACGAAACCCAAUGAUACCAAAUCGGAGGAUAAUAAUGUAAGUGCGGCUAAGACAUUAGAAGACAACGGCGACCAAGAUGUGAACAACAUCUACGCACGCAACUACAUAGCCGGCAAGUUAAUCCAGAAGAAGGACGAGCAGCUGGGAACCCCCGAGGCGGCACUCCGGGCGAGACGACUCCACGCUCAGAAGCAGAAAAACGAGAGAGAACUGGCCCACGCCCACAUGAACCAGGUGCUGAAGGAGGCCACUUGCCGCGUGCCCCAGAAACGCUGCCAGCUGGUGCAGCAGGAUCCCUCGAAGAUCUACACGCCCCACUGCACCAUCCUGCACCGCUGCAGCGAGGACAGUGGCUGUUGCCCGAGCAGGAGCCAGAUAUGUGCCGCCAAAAGCACCCACAACGUUGAGCUUCACUUCUUCGAAAUCAUGGAUGUUGAGCAUCACUGGCAGUACACCGACGCUGAGCUGGCCCGUAUAAACCAACCGCUGUCGGCAUUCGCCUCCGGCAGCUCGUCCUCAUCCUCGUCGUCCGCCGCAUCCUCGGGCGCCCACGCACAGCCGCAGCUGACCAAUCCACUCCUGGCCAGUGCCGGCCUCUCGUCCAAUGGCGAGAACGCCAACCCCGAUCUAAUCGCCCAUCUCUGCAACGUGGCCGAUCACCGCCUCUACAAGAUCGUCAAGUGGUGCAAGAGCCUGCCGCUUUUCAAGAAUAUUUCGAUCGAUGACCAGAUAUGCCUGCUCAUUAAUUCGUGGUGCGAACUGUUGCUCUUCUCCUGCUGUUUUCGAUCAAUCGACACUCCCGGCGAGAUUAAAAUGUCACAAGGCAGGAAGAUAACCCUAUCGCAGGCCAAGUCAAAUGGCUUGCAGACCUGCAUUGAAAGGAUGCUCAAUCUGACGGAUCACCUGAGGCGAUUACGCGUUGAUCGCUAUGAAUAUGUUGCCAUGAAGGUGAUAGUGCUGCUGCAGUCGGAUACGACGGAGUUGCAGGAGGCGGUGAAGGUGCGAGAGUGCCAGGAAAAGGCGUUGCAGAGCUUGCAGGCGUACACCCUGGCCCACUACCCCGACACGCCGUCAAAGUUUGGGGAACUACUGCUGCGUAUUCCUGACCUGCAGCGAACAUGUCAGCUGGGCAAGGAGAUGCUGACGAUCAAGACUCGGGAUGGCGCGGAUUUCAAUUUGCUAAUGGAGCUCUUGCGCGGGGAGCAUUGACAAUUGAUUACAGAGAUAGAAAUCUGCUGCCGUUGGCAAAACAAGUUUUACAUAUUUAGUAUUAGAUACAUAUAUUUUGGAGAUAAGUUCUUUAGUUGUAAGCUCUGAAAACAUGUGCCUAAAAACCAAAGCCACGAUAGCAGCCACAUCAGGCCCACUGGUCGAGAUUGAAUCUAAGCGCAAGAUUGCCAAAUUUUUACACCAAUAUAUAUUUUGAUAUAAGCCAUGUGCAGGGCCCUAGAUUGCUGUUGUUGUUGGCUAGAGUUUCAGUAAGAAAAGUAUAUAUUGAUUUUGCUAUAUAUACAUAUUUGACUUAUGUAUAGUGUAAACUAAAGCACACAUGGAAAAUGAAAAGACUAAAAAAAUUUAUUUAAAAAAUUACUUUUACUAUUACGAAAGGAUAAAAACGAAAAGGCAUAAAAAACACAAAGGCAUAAAAGUAAAUUUAGUAACAUCAGCUAGCGACAUUUUUAUACCUACCUACAUAACGGAAAUUAUUCAAUGUAUUUUUAAUGAAUGCCAAAACCAAUUCGGUUUGAAGGAGAGCUGCUGAAAUUUUCGAUAAUAUCUCUAUAUAUAUUCAUUAUUAGCAAACAGAUAAUGAAAUCCCAUUUUUAAAUGUUGUAGCAUUUAGUUUUAGUGCAAUUUCACCCAUGUCUACAUAUAUUAAAUAUAUAUCUUCAACCAGAUAUCUAUGUUCGCAAACCUUAUACAACAAAAGACCACUCGAAAUCGCCAUCCUGGUUGGCUAAGACUAUUCCAGUUAUGCUGAUUGUUGCAUAAAAAAAAACACAAGUACAUACAUAAAUCAAAUGUAUCAUUUUAUACUUGAGGUUAAGUUUUGUAUUAAUUUCUGUUUUAUAAUUAUUUUUAUUAUGUAAAUCUUACUUAAAUAGCUGAAGCAAAUCCUGCAACAGGAUUCAAAACACGUAAAUACACAAAACAAUAUAAAAAAUCA